GCGUAGCUGAACUGAGACGACAGUCAUAUUUUUCCUCUUUAACUUGCGAGUAGCACAAUUACUUGUGUGUGUUUGGUGCGUUCGGAUUGCAAUUGAAUCGAGUGUACAAAUAUAAAAAAAAUCAUCAUCAUCAUCGUCAUUUCCAAAAUCAAACAGAAAACGGAAAAUUAUUAGUUUUGUCAUAGUGGUUUAUAGUGAGUUAAAGGUGUGAAAAGAUGGCGAGUCCUGGGAUUACGGAUAAUAAAUCAAUAAUCAAACAGCAAAAUUCAAUGGAUGGCUCAUUUUCAGAAACAGCCACACAAAAACAGGAUAGUGCCCGAAAAUCAAAUGCAUCAGUAGAUAUUGCGAAAACAUUGCAUUGGUUCGCACAGAUUGGUCACGGUUUUGUUGAAAAUGAUGAUGAACGCGAUAACGGUGAAGCGCGAGAUCGUGAAGAAAGAUUGCGAAUAAUAAAAGAUCAACAGAAUUUGGAACGACAGCGAAAACUCGAUGAGCUGAAAGCACAAGCACUUGCAGCGCAAAAGUAUCGCGAACAAAAAGAAGAAGAACGCAAAAGGCGCAUCGAAGAAAUGCGAUUAAGAGAGAAUGACAAAAGACAGCAGGUCGAAGACCGAAAGAAAGCAAUAAUGGACGCGGAACGUGAGCGUCGCGAAUACAUUUUGCGAAAGAACCAAGAACGAGAUGCUCGACUUGAUACAAAACGACGAAACGAACGAAGCUCAAUAUCAUUUGCAUUUGGUUCGUCAACGCCGCGACUUUUGGAUCCGGUUGAAGUGAAUUUGGUGGUGCCGAGCGGUGCCUAUUGGAAUAGCCGGCGUUCAACAUCAAUAUCAAACGUUUCGUAUGGUGGUGGUACACAAUUAUCUCGUCGCAGUUCCGAACGGGAACUAAGCGAUGGCACGAAAAAACGUGCCACUUCUGCCAGCGGCUUGGAUCGUCCAGACGAUUUACACAAAAUGUCCACAUCAAUGUACGAAGUAUUCAAUUGGGGCCAUGUGAAUGAGUCUCGACCGAAGAGACUGUCAGUAUUUGCUGGCGCUUCCGAAAUAAACAUUGAUGAUCCACCACCGUCCGCGACAAAGACUACUACACAAAACGCUACUAAUUCGAGAUCAUAUUAUGAUGAUUCCAAUGAUACAUCACCGUUCGUUAUUCGAAGUGUUGCCCGGCGAAAAACCGAUUUAAUCCCGACCAUACCAAUCCGUGAUUCGAGUUUCGGCUCUCGAACGUCUCUGUAUUGUUCUACACCGCGUACACAAGAUUUCAAGAAUAAAGGACGAGCCGUUUCAAUGACUCGCUUAGAUCAAUUGGCACAGCCGACCAGACGCAAGGGUGAGCAUAUUCGUGCAGUAAUUGAACGUGAACGUCAACAGCAAAUUGAAACGAAUUUGGCAACCGAACGGGUUGCAACAACUCGAAAAAUGUCACGUAGUUUAACGCAUUUAUCGUCGAGUUCAUCGACACGAAGUCCAGCUCCGCUGAAAUUGUAUCAACCAAUCAGCAGUGCGUCAUCAUCGUUUUCAAGAAAUGCCACCAUCAACCAAGUGCGACCGUUACGUAAGUCAAACGCAACGAAAAGUAUGACACAAUUGGUUACAGCCAAAUUGCUAAGCACACCAAAAACGCCGACUGUGGUUCAAGCACGUAUUGCACAAAAGCAUGCAUAUGAUAUCGAAAUUGAUUCGCGAACAACUAACGUUUCUGCAGGAUCACGAUCUGGAGAAGUGACACCUGGCGGUGGUUCAUCACGGCCCGGAAGUGCAAUGUCAACAUCAACAAUGUCAACAUCGGGCGUUGUACGACGCUCUGGUGGCCCAAGAAAACCACGUCCAUCCAGCAUUGCCUGCACUGGCAUGACGCCAGACAGCGGCAAUGAGUCAUCCAAACCACAAAAGAAAGACAAACCACCAUCAAGACCAUCGUCUGCCGUUCGGCGAUCUUCGUCAACAACGUCAGCAAACGUUACAAAAGAUGCAUCAUUGAAAAUGUCCACAUCAUUGCACGAAACGCCGAAACGAAGUGCUCGAUCAGCGCCACCGAAAAAGGCAUCAACGCCACGUGGAACAUCAACACCAAAGCUACCAUCGCCACAAUCCGAAAGUGCGAUAACAAUAUCAGUUCCUAACGAAGCACCAGUGAAUUCCAUUGAAAUUGUACAAACAGUGGAAAAUGUGAGUGAACCAAUGAUCCACGACGUGGAAACAACUAUCGAAACGAAAACCGUCGAAACAGUUACAUCUACGACCGAAGCGUCCAGUGAAGACAAUGAAAAUGUACACACUGUUCAAGAAACAUAUGAGAUUAAGACCGAAACUACUUCCGAAUCAGAACCUGUUUCGAACGAUGAAAAUGUCGACAAUAACAAAUUGACCGAACCAGAGAACAAUGAAAUGACAGCAUCAAUGAUUCAACGUCGCAUACUUUCGGCAGAAGAAGCUAAAGCGGCACUUGCCGAACGUCGUCGAUUGGCACGUGAAGAAGCUGAACGACAGGCCGAAUUGGAGCGUCAAAAACAAGAAGAGGAACGAUUACGACAAUUGAAAUUACAGGAAGAAGAAGAAGAAAAGCAAAGACAGUUUGAAUUGGAGGCCCAAAGAUUGGUUGAAGAACAGCGACAAGCCGAAGAAAAACGCUUACAGCAAGCCAUUGAAGAAGCGCGUCAACGUGAAGAGGAAGAACGUUUGCGUAAAGCGGACGAAGAAAAGCAACGACAGGAACGCGAAGAGCAAGAAAGAAAGGCACGCGAAGAAGCUGAAAAACAGAAACUUGAGGUUGCCGAACGACUUAAAAAAGAAGAAAAAGAACGAGAAGAGCGCCGUAAACGUGUGGAAGCCAUCAUGUCUCGUACACGGGCAAAAACAACAGCAGCUAACAAUGCAACAAAUAAGACGGAAAAUGAUGCUGACAAAAAUGGUGUAAAUACAACCGAAUCUUCACAGUCAUCGACUCAAUCGCAACAAAAUGAUGAAACGUCUGCCAAUAAUACAAAAAAUGCGCUAAGUGAUUAUGAGAAAAGUGUUACCGACAAAGAGAACGCACUUAUUCACACAUUUAGCAAUUUGAUAGAAAAUAAUUUAAUAACAACCGCCACACAACAGUCUCCCCAACAUCAUGCAGAGAAUAACGGUGUGCACAACAAUUUAAAAACUAAUGGCAAAUUAUUAGAUUUCACAUUGAACGACGAACAUCAAGCGCCAAUUUCAAAUGGCAACGGUCAUACGUUGAUCAAUAGUUUAGAUAAUAAAAUUGAAUCUGGCAUAGGAAAUAACUACAAUGAUUCAAUAACAAAUCAACUCCUAGAUUUAUCACUCGAUACGAAUCAGACAGCCGAACAUACAGUAAACUUUAAUAACAACAGUUUAAUCACAUCAGCACCACUAGUCACAUCUGAUAGUCAUGAAGCCAAAGAAAUUUCAUUGUUGUGAAAUUAUUGGAUUAAGUGACAUCUAGAGUAUAUAUUAAAUUAGUUGUUUAAUCUUUUUUCUCGAUUUUUUUCUUCUAAAUGAAACUGAUGAAAUUAAAAUGUGUAUGUAUGUGUGCGUGCGACUGUACGUGCGGCAAGGAGUUGCAACUUUUUGCAAUCGACCGUAUACCGAAUGAGUCAACAAAACAGAUGAUGAUGUAUUUGAGCCGUUUUUUAAAAAUGGAAAACAGAACAAAAGCCUGCAUUCACAUUGGCAUUAUUAUUAUUAUUAUUUUUUUUAAAUUCGAGAAAAGGUAGUGUUUUUAUGUACAAGCAAGGAAGAUUUUUUUUUUUUAAUUUUGAAAUUUGAUUGUCUUGCGUUUGGUUAAUUUUUUUUCACAGUUUAAAAGAAAGGUGAUCGUUAACGAUCGACCAAAUAUGUUAAAUGUAAAUGAAUAGCUACAAUUACCACUGAAGAGAGGAACGAAUCAAAAUAUGUGUUUAUGUUUUUUUGUAUGAAAGGAAAAGCCUAGACUGUAUAAAAUAAUAUUCUGUUUAAAAGAAAAUAGUCAUUUUGUUCGUUCCAACAUUCUAAUUUCUCACCUUUCUCCAAUUCAAGAGCGUAAACAAAAGAAAACCUUAUCCAAAACAUUUCUUUUAAUGCAGCUAAGACUAUGUUGAAAUCACCUGGUGCUUCAAAUGGUUAUAAAUUUUAUUUUUUCAAUUUCUAUUUAUAGUGCUCACUAUUUUAUCCGAUAAAAACUGCAAAUGAUGUUUAAUAUUUUAAAUGUGUUUGUUUUGAAAUAGCAUCUCCAAAUCCCACACAAUGGAAUAAGUCCAACAAUUUCAGCAAUAAAAUGUAAUUAAAAUGGACGUUUCAAUCUAUGAAUAGUUUUAAAAAACGAGAAAAAUUACUGUUAAACCAAACCGAAAUAGACAAUAUAAUGAAUGUUUUUGUUUUGAUUUGUUCUCCAUGAUAGAAAAGAAAAUAGAAAGAGUUGAAAUACGCAUAAAUGCUCUUGUUACGCUGUUCAUUUGAACUUUGAAUGAUAUUCAUGGUGCUCGUUGCAAGUAGAUUCCGAUUGAUAUUCGAAAAAGAAGCAAUACGCAUUUUUAUCCAAAAAAAAUUCAAACGCUGAAUUUCAUUCUACAUAUUUGAAAAAGGCACACAGAAUUCCACAUUUAAUUCAUUCUGAUGGAAAAAAUGCGUUUUUUUUUUCUUUCUAAAAAAAUUCUUUUUUAGUGGCACACAUAUAUUUCUACGCCAAUGAGCUUAGCUGUUCCAAUUAUUUACUUUGAAAAAAGCUUUACUUAUUGUCGUUCCUUGAACUUCCUUCAAUAGGAAACUAAAUAAAAAUGAUUGUGUAAAAAAAGUAUAUAUAUCAACUUAAGAAAUCAUUUACUAUCGCAAAUCAAAAACAAAAUGAAAUUUUAAAUUUCGCUUAAAUUUUCAAUCGUUAGAUAGAAAUUGCGUAGUUAUUUAGCGUAACAAAGAAGAAAAAAACACUUUUCAACUUGUAACAUAUAUACAAACGCUAAUCACAUUACUAAAAAGCGGGACAAAAAAUGCCUUCAUUGAUUUAAUUGAUGAACCAAAAAAAAAUGAUGAUAUUAAUAAUUGAGAUUGUGGCAAGCAAAAUGCAAACUACAUUUAAUUCGUACUAAACAAGGCAUGGAUAAUAAAAACAUAUACUUGUACAUCCAGACUAACUAUAACUAGUGGGACACACAGAGGAGAAAUCAACUAUUUUAUUAAUUAGUAAAAAAACCAUUACAAAUUUAACAAAAAUAAAAAAUAAAAUAAAAACAAAUUAUACAAAUGCUAUUAACAAAUGAUAUUGCAUAGUACAUUAUAUAUGGAAGAAACAGUUGUUUUUUUUAUUUUGAGUUGCAAUUGAACAAUUCAUUUAAAAUGAUGGGUAAAUUUUUGUUAAAUGCAAAUUUUAUUUUUACUGCAUGGAAAAAUAGAUAUAUUAUCAUUAAAAAAAUGUUUACAUUUUCGUAGUAAAAUCUACGACCAAAAAAAAAAAAACGAAAAAAUUGGCGAAUAUUAUGUUUGAACAGGGAUUGUUACUCUGAGGAGAUGGUGAAUGGUGGGGAGGAAAAUAAGGAGGGGGAAUGAUGAGGAGCAGAGAGCAUUGAGGUGUAUCCUCCAGCUCAAGUGAGAUAAGAAUGUAUCCUCAUCAGCGCUUUCCCCCUUCUAAUUUCCCUCCUUACCACUCCUCCACCUCAAAGGAACAAUCCCUGUGAUUGAAAGAAACAAAAAAU
Contarinia nasturtii (swede midge) is the source of this 5671-nucleotide messenger RNA. Its product is annotated as ensconsin-like. Gene Ontology annotation, biological process: microtubule cytoskeleton organization. Bases 216 to 3425 code for a protein of 1069 amino acids. Gene Ontology annotation, cellular component: microtubule cytoskeleton. NCBI's taxonomy places the organism in Eukaryota, Metazoa, Arthropoda, Insecta, Diptera, Cecidomyiidae. The record is from RefSeq and is a predicted model, not a curated record. The transcript has 16 exons.